AUGCUCCCAAGAGUCCCCCGAACCCACCAGUCCCCCCUAUUCUAUCCCAGCAGACGGAUGCCUUUCUUGAAGGUUGUCGUCCAAUCGACUGGACCAUCGUGUCAUCUUCAGAGCCAUCCCAUCCGCAGGUCCCUCCUACCCUGGCCCCAGCUGCAGCCCACAGCACGGGAGCGUGGCAUUCGGGAUUCAGCGGCACUUUUGGUUCGCCCAUAACCUCAUGGGCAAUUCGGGAUGAUAUGAGAUACGCGAAUUCUCCGCCGCCGCCGCCGUCCUAUACCGGGCUCAAUCUCGACGCUGUGAUGCCAAGUGUAUACUCCGUCGCCACGUCCCAGAAUCCCGCUCCUCCACUUACCAGCCAUAACGCUCUCUUGAAUUGGGGUUUUCUCUCGGCGACACCCAGUCCACAAGAUGACAGCCAUCAAGAUCCCAUGUUCGACCUAUCGAAGAUCAAUCUGGGCCUAAACGUCCGACUCAAGGCGAUGAGGAAACACCAGCAGAUCCUCGACUUUGACCUCAUGAUCGUUCAACAAAGCCCUCUGUGCAUUGACGAGGUCACUCUGGCUGAAUACAUGCUCAAAGCAUCCCAUGACUUCCUGUCUAUUCUAACACGGUUCUACAAUAGUCAACACUUCCCCGAGCAACCAUGCGAGCUGCCAGCACGAGACGCAAUAUAUUCAAAGGUCCUGACAUCAUUACAGCAGCAAGACGCGACGAAGACGCAGGACCUAUCCGGAAUCCCACACCAACUCAACCCCAAAGUCAUAUUUGAGCCACUGCCUGGGCCAAUCGUCUUAUUAAUGACGAGUAUUUUCAUUCAACUCAUCUCGAGCUACGAGUUGAUCCUUCAUUAUUUCACACUACGUGUCGAGCGAAUUCCUACCGACCCAAUCCGGCCCAUCCCGGGCCUCUUCAUCUGUGGGCAGCCUUUGGAGAGAGCUUGCACCCAGGGCAUGCUCUUCUGCGAAGUCUCCGUGAUCUUGCUGUCGGCGAUUGA
Messenger RNA from Clonostachys byssicola, 994 nucleotides. NCBI's taxonomy places the organism in Eukaryota, Fungi, Ascomycota, Sordariomycetes, Hypocreales, Bionectriaceae. The record is from the annotation of a GenBank genome assembly.